GUACAAAUCAUUUUCAUGAUUAAAUUCAGUUGAUUCUGAAGAAUUAAUAUUAAUUUGAUAUUAAUACAAACUCGUGUGGAUACUUAAUUAACAUACAAAUUCAGAAAUAUGUGAAGAAUCAUUUAUCCUCGAGAAACGUAAAACUAAUUUCUUAUUUCUUGACCUAACAAUAGAUCUAAUUGACACUAAUUAAUUUGCAAUGUCUUGUUUAGGAUAUGAAAGCCGGUUCAUAUACUCGAAAAAAAAAAUUAAAAAAAAUUCAUUGUCAGAUGCAAGGAAAUGAUUAAUUGAAGGCUCUGUACGUUCGCUACGAGUCAUUUUUUUCUCACGUAAACUCGCGCAAUCGCAUUUGUAUUUGCUCGUACUCGUACAUAUAUACUUGUUGACGAAGCGGAGGUGGAAGCGGACGAGAAUAGACGGAACAAACACAGACGGUCGCGCGAGUGAAGGCGCCUGAGAGAGCGAGAGUCGAUCAUUCGCACGAGCGUGCGAUGCAUCGACACGUCCUACGUUCGAGAGGGGUGUAACUCGUGGCUCGUUGUUUCGUCGAGUGAAUUUUUUCGUGUGCUCCGGACAGCAUGUCAUCUUUGUCCGACAACAUCCGCGUCCUGGCCAGGCAAGAGGCGUUCAAGGACUUCUCCUAUUUCGACGAGGAAACCGUGCCCGUGAAUGUUAGCAAACCGAUUCCAUUGCAACCUUUAAAACCGACAUCUGCCAUAAUUCUCACCGGAUACAUUCCUGAAAACGCAUCGAGGUUUUCGGUGAAUUUAAUAUGCAAGACAUCUGGAAAUAUCGCUUUGCAUUUUAAUCCACGACUGGACAGAGGGUAUAUCGUCAGGAACACGAAACUGCGUGGAUCCUGGGAUGAUGAAGAAACUUGUUCUCCCGCUGGUUCAAGCGGAUGCAUUUUCCGCCGGAAUACCUAUAUGCACCUUAUGCUUUUCUGUGCGAAUGAUGCGUUUCAGAUCGCGGUGAAUGGAGAACACUUCUGUGCUUUUAGCUAUAGAUUGCCUCUCGCAGAUAUAACGGCUCUUGAAGUUAAUGGCACUAUCGAGGAUAUCAGAAUUCGUCAAGUUAAUUUAUUUGUAUAUCCAGAUCCUAAUAUUUGCCGACCAUCCCGAACAUUGAUUCUAACUACCAAAGAACCACUGGUGGAUUUUCUAGACAUUCCCAUCACUGUGGGUAUUGGCAGCGAAUUUCGCGUCGGCGCUAGUUUAUUCAUCGCUGGAAGAUUGAAGCUACUUCCGUACUCAUUUUACGUGAAUCUGCAGAGGGGCCAAACCAUUUAUCCUCAUCCCCUUAUACCGCUGCAUUUAAACCCACGUUUUUUAUACGGCACUAGCUCGCCGUACGUCGUCAUGAAUUGUUGGAACAAUGGCACGUGGGGUCACGAAGAGCGACAUCAAGGCCAUUUAUCCUGGAUGCCCGGCCGAGAUUUCUUGCUCACCAUCCGCUGCGAGUAUGAAGGAUACACAAUAUGGCUGGGUAAUAAGAUGAUCGGCGAAUUUAAGCACAGAUUGCAAUCAUCAAUUGCGGACACUUUGCGAAUAUCUGGCGAUGUCGUACUUUAUCAACUCAGUAUGAAUUACGCUUGAAUUGGAUCUGAUCGGACUACAAACAUGUAUACGUAAUACUGCAGUAAUUGAAGAUGAAAAAUGAUAAUGAUUGUAUGUUUAGAACACAGAGGUUCCCGAGAUUUCACGUUUGAACCUUUUCGGCGAUCGCGAUAUAUGCGAUGCCAAUUUGUAUUUUCGACAUAAUGCUAAGGUGUUUUCGCAAUAUUCUUCUUGGUAUUGUAUUUAUAUAUAUUUACAUUUGUAUAUAUUAUACUAU
This is a messenger RNA of Nylanderia fulva, 1833 nucleotides long. Its product is annotated as galectin-6. Lineage: Eukaryota; Metazoa; Arthropoda; Insecta; Hymenoptera; Formicidae. Gene Ontology annotation, molecular function: carbohydrate binding; galactoside binding. The record is from RefSeq and is a predicted model, not a curated record.